AUGACCCCGCCACUGACACCUUCAUCAUCCCCUACGUCGAUGUCAUCCAUGGACGACAUUCAAUUAGCAUCGCUCACUAGGCUGUUGCAAGCCCAGCCUCAAUCACUGCAGCCGCGGGUUGCUGCAGAUGCAACGGAGCUCAGCUUUCCCAUUCCAGCUCAGAGUUUGCGCUCGCGGUCAAGCCUGCCGACUCUCUUUCGCCCGACGCUGGCUUCCUUCGAAGCAGUGCCAUCGCACCGCUCGUGGCGGGAUACGGGCAUGAUCAACUCAGUAGCGCCGUUGGCAUCAUCGUCUGUGUUUCAGCGGUCGCGGCUGUCUCAGUACGGCCCACACUCUCCUUACUCCACAUUUCCCAUGAUGACUGCCACUUCUGAGCCACUUCCUCCGGCCCGUACAGCGUUUACUGGCGAUGGCGCGCAAGCAGGCAGCCGAGGGAAUGGCAGACAUCACAAACACACGCAGCAACGCGCAGCCUCCCUCACAUCCUCAAUACCUUUUACUGCAUCCUCGAAAGAGCCGCCAAGCUUGUCGCUGAGCCUGUCGGAGCAGCCCAAUGAUAACUGCUCAGGCAGUCGUACCAAUGGCCGUGCAAACGGUUCCGCGAAUGGUGCAGCAAAUGAAUCUCACAGCGCUAGCACGGUGGAUCCGCCGGUGGCGAAGGCAACGACUUUACCGGCUCAUGCCAGUCCGUCUUCGACGUCCUCGUGUGACACGAUUUCAAAGCCUGAAGACAUAUCCGUCAAUACCAAAGCAGUGCAUUCGCGAAUCAAAGGAACACAACGGCGGCCCAAGAUGCUGCGCCUGACUCCAGCCUUCUCAAGCGCCGCUCCGGGUCCGUCGCAACCUUCGACGAAGGAUGCAGAGAAAGUGCAGUUCCCUAGUCGUGAGGCCAACGCCAAGACAACUUCGACUGCGCCUUUGCAUCCCAGUUCACGGAAAGUCUUGGCACUGAAGGCCUCAGCCCCGUCGGACGCGCCUCCUGGCCUGCAGCUGGAUCUGGCCUGCCUCCCUGUACCGAGCAUCAUGGACAAGCACAAUCCAGCUUCCACGUCGACGCUACCAGAUUUGGUCAGGAAGAAGUCAGGCGAGCCUGUGAAAUCGUCAUUGAAGCACUAUCCAGCAUCUGCAUUUCCUUCACGCACUGACAGCCUCAGUGGAUCCAUGUCGCGGGCCAAGAGCGUACCAAAUACACCCACGAUCCCUAAGGUUGUGCACUUCCAUCAAAAUCUCGAGCAGGUCAAGGUCUUUAAACACCGGCAACGGCCCUCCGCCGUUUCGCGCGAUGGAAGUCCCGAGCAAACCGAGACCGAGACGGAGGAGGAACGCGAUUUCCCCUUCUUGAGUCACUUUGGGCGGCGGCUAGACGGGACGGUCACACCUGAGGCGGCGAUUCCGCGACCUCCGACCCCGACAGAAGGGGACGAGCAGCUCAUCCUGCGCUUGCCCAACUUCCCCUCCUCCGCCAAGCUCUCCCUCGAUCGAGACAUCUUCCUAGAACGUGUCUUUUUGGCAGACGAUUUGCGCUCCGUCAAGGGCGCAAUUCAAGUUCGCAAUCUGGCGUUCGAGAAGUGGGUUGCUGUCAGGUUCACGUUGGACAAUUGGGCGACGGUCAACGAGGUGUCGGCAGAGUUUUCGGAAAAUAUCAAAGAUGGCCUCUCGGAUCGGUUCACUUUCUCCAUCAAGCUCAACGAGCUGCUCAACUGGCCUCGCGGGGCCGGUCAACACGAGACGAAGAGCAUGUUCCUUUGUCUGCGCUAUCGCACGGCUGGCCAAGAGAUGUGGGAUAACAAUGGCGACUUGAACUACCAACUCGACUUCCGCAAGCGGCCUGUGCCGAUCGCCGUCACUUCAACACAGCCGGUGCGUCCGAUCCCCCUAUCGCCUUCGGUCCGCGUCAGCGGGCUUCCAGACAUGCUUCGCAAGAAUCGAUCAGGCCACCAGAUGAUGGAGGACCUUAAAAAGGAGCUCAGCAAGUUGAGCGCAGAUGAAGACGACGGCGACCAAGCGCAGACACCGAAAAACGUCUCUCACGAUCGCACGAAGCGCAGAUCGCCUCCGGUCUCGCCGGGCAAGCGCUCCGGCUCUCCUGCCAUUUGGUCGGCUAGGUACGAUUUUGGCGAAUCACUCAAAAAUCCCGCCAGCGGGAGCAGGUCCACUGGGCCCGGCCGGGCCGCUGCGCUUGAUUACUUCUCAUCUCGCAUGCCGACGCCCGGCACGAUGCCGCAGACUUCUGCUACUUCUAGCAGUUCUACUACUGCUGGCGAUGCCCUGCGCCCCCCCGCUCCUCAUCUGCACGCCGCGUCGAUCAGUGGGAAAGACAUGUCUUUCGGCAUGAUGAGCCCCGGACUGGGUGAGAUGAUCAAACAUGAGCCGACCAUCCAUUCGGCGACUCCGUCACCCAACUCGACCUCUGCUCUGCUGACUCCGACCAAAUACAACACUUUUCCGCCCGGCCGCAGCCCUCUGAAUCCAUCAUGGCCCAAUAUGGCAGGCGACUUGACGCCUCAAACCCCUUCUCCCCCGCGCCAUCAGCAUCAACAUCUGUCCCGGCCUCAACAUAAUCACACUUCGUCCUUUGACUCGGCAUCUCAUGAUGGAAGCUUGUUUGAGUUUGGGUCGAAUCUGACCUCCCCCGUCUCGCCCACUGGUUCGCCGAACGCACUGUCUCCAUCCGCCUCCACCACAUCUCUGGAGUCGGAGACUACGGAAGGCUUCGAGGCAAACGAUAGCAAUAGCAUCGGGCGCCUGAGAUCAAACAUGAACGCAAGCUCGGAUUCCAUCGACUCGAAUGCAUCAUCAAUGCGUCCCGACAGCAUCACCAGCUUGGAAGACCUUGUUGCGCGUUUCUGCUGGAACUCAGAUACUCUUAACGGGACAGCAGCGACUUCACUUGUCAGUUCUUCGGUAGACCUACCUGGCUCCGGUCCUCCGACUCCACGCAUCGGCCCAUGA
Messenger RNA from Tilletiaria anomala UBC 951, 2952 nucleotides. RefSeq names its product carbohydrate-binding module family 21 protein. The record is from RefSeq and is a predicted model, not a curated record. The transcript has 3 exons. Gene Ontology annotation, molecular function: glycogen binding; protein phosphatase 1 binding. Gene Ontology annotation, biological process: regulation of glycogen biosynthetic process. Gene Ontology annotation, cellular component: protein phosphatase type 1 complex. Lineage: Eukaryota; Fungi; Basidiomycota; Exobasidiomycetes; Georgefischeriales; Tilletiariaceae. Bases 1 to 2952 code for a protein of 983 amino acids.